AAAUUGAUGAUGUUAAACUUUCAUGGACACUCCCCAAGUGGGUGGCCAGAAGCCGCUGGCAGCUCUCAGGCUCUGCUGGGAGGGGAAGACACGGUGCAAGACGAGUCUGCUCUCCCCUGAAAACUUUGACAACUCAGCGAAAGGAAUUAGCGAACCAAUACAUGUUAGUUUAAUAGCUAGCUUUCAAAAACUGCAGUGCUAAGAGGUGAUGCUGGGGGUGGCCGGAAUGACGGGCAGCAUUGCUAAUGCCCUGGCCAGUGCGGCCUGUGAGCGAUGUAAGAGUGGCUUUGCUCCGACUGAGAAGAUUGUCAACAGUAAUGGAGAGCUGUACCAUGAGCAGUGCUUUGUGUGUGCCCAGUGUUUCCAGCAGUUCCCAGAGGGACUCUUCUAUGAGUUUGAAGGAAGAAAAUAUUGUGAACAUGACUUCCAAAUGCUAUUUGCCCCUUGCUGUCACCAGUGUGGGGAGUUCAUCAUUGGUCGUGUCAUUAAGGCCAUGAACAAUAGUUGGCACCCUGACUGCUUCUGCUGUGACAUUUGCCAGGCUGUGCUCGCAGAUGUGGGGUUUGUCAAAAAUGCAGGCAGGCACCUGUGUCGCCCGUGCCAUAACCGUGAGAAAGCUCGUGGCCUGGGCAAGUAUAUCUGCCAGAAGUGCCAUGCCAUCAUUGAAGAGCAGCCACUGAUCUUUAAGAAUGACCCCUAUCACCCAGACCACUUCAACUGCAACAAUUGUGGGAAGGAAUUGACCGUUGAAGCCAGGGAACUGAAGGGAGAGCUUUACUGUUUGCCCUGCCACGACAAGAUGGGUGUACCAAUCUGUGGUGCCUGUAGGAGACCCAUCGAGGGGCGUGUUGUCAAUGCCAUGGGCAAGCAGUGGCAUGUGGAGCAUUUUGUGUGUGCCAAGUGUGAGAAACCUUUCCUUGGCCAUCGGCAUUAUGAGAGGAAGGGGUUGGCUUACUGUGAGACUCAUUAUAACCAGCUCUUCGGCGAUGUGUGCUAUCACUGCAACCGUGUGAUUGAAGGCGAUGUGGUGUCUGCUCUCAACAAGGCCUGGUGUGUCAGUUGUUUCUCAUGCUCCACCUGCAACACGAAACUGACUCUCAAAGAUAAGUUUGUUGAAAUUGACCUGAAGCCGGUGUGCAAGCACUGCUAUGAGCGCAUGCCCGAGGAGCUGAAACGUCGCCUGGCUCGACGUGAGCGUGAUGCCAAAGACCGCAAGAAAAAACCUGCUGUCUGUCUGUAGAGUUAUUAUUCUUAUCGACUCACCACUCUAUCCGUUGGAACAAAUUUGUUGAGUUUGACAUGAAGCCUGUCUGUAAAAAGUGUUACGAGAAGUUUCCUCUGGAGCUGAAGAAAAGGCUCAAGAAGCUGGCGGAGUCGUUGGGACGCAAGUAAGCGGCUUCCAGCCAAACAACCUGGAAUUGUUCCUACUAUGUCUGUGAUAGUAAAAUAUCCAGGAGAACUGCUGCAUAACAAAAUAAGGACCUGGCGUUAUAAAAGUACGCAAAUAUUAGUAAUUAAAUCUGGGAUCCAUUAAAAAAUCUAAAUAUAUAUAUGUUGUCAUAAAGGUGCCUGUCAGCAGAUGUCUUUUUUUCUUGCUGUUUUCUUUUAUAAGCAAAUGUAAAUUGUUUUUUAAAAAACAUUCCUAAAUUGUCCAAAUUAGUUUUUCUCUCCUAGAAAAGACGUGGUGUCCUAGUUUAUUAUGACUUAACCAUGAGCAUGAUCGCCAACUGCUAUACAAGAUUGUUGUUUGACAUUAUAUCGACUUACACGUGUGCCUUGAAUAUAUAAACUGUGUCUUAAAAUGCAAAUAUUGGUUAAAAUGUGACUUACAUGCAGUUAUAAUAGUUAUGCCUUAAUAUAGCCAUCUUAAAAGACAAAUGAUCUACUAAAAGCAGAAUGUUACCAGCUAUUUACCUUAGCCUUUGAGUUUUUAUAUCUCCGUAUGAAUAAUAAAGCAACCACAUUGUUCUUUAAGAUAUUGUAAUGAUGUCUCCUCAUGACUAAAUGAAUAAAAUGUUUCAAGAAAAACGUAGACAUGAGCCAUUACCGGAGCAAGGCUCAUAUACAAAACAUUCAGUGUGAAUGAUUCCACUGGAUAAAGUUAAUAAAAUAAAUAUCAAAUGGUGAUGAA
This is a messenger RNA of Cottoperca gobio, 2131 nucleotides long. It is a transcript of the gene lims1, whose product is annotated as LIM and senescent cell antigen-like domains 1. Gene Ontology annotation, cellular component: focal adhesion; cytoplasm; cell-cell junction. The transcript is spliced from 11 exons. The coding region runs from base 209 to 1240 and encodes 343 amino acids. The record is from RefSeq and is a predicted model, not a curated record. Gene Ontology annotation, biological process: cell-cell adhesion; positive regulation of integrin-mediated signaling pathway; cell-cell junction organization. Lineage: Eukaryota; Metazoa; Chordata; Actinopteri; Perciformes; Bovichtidae.